Fusarium tjaetaba is the source of this 849-nucleotide messenger RNA. RefSeq names its product RTM1. Gene Ontology annotation, cellular component: membrane. Bases 1 to 849 code for a protein of 282 amino acids. The transcript is spliced from 3 exons. NCBI's taxonomy places the organism in Eukaryota, Fungi, Ascomycota, Sordariomycetes, Hypocreales, Nectriaceae. The record is from RefSeq and is a predicted model, not a curated record.
AUGCAAGAUCAAGAGUCCAUCUGGAUGUACGAUCCAUCCUUCCCACUUGCUGUGGUUGGUACUGUUGUCUAUGGAAUAAUCUUCCUUGCCAUUGCAUACCUCACUCUGAUCAAGUACCGAGCCUGGUACUUCAUUGUUGUAGUUAUAGGCUCAGCAAUAGAAGUUGCUGCUUAUAAUCUCAGAAUCCAUUCUGUUCAGAACCAGUCAGAGAUAACGCCUUUUGUCCUGACUCUCACUUACGCGGUCCUCGCUCCGGUCCUUGUAGCUGCUGGAAAUUACCUUCUUAUUAGCCGUCUCAUCCUCGCCGUUCUUCCUCCAUCCCACCACCGCAUCCUUCGAAUUCCAGGCCGUCGCCUUACCCCGAUAUUUGUUUUCUGCGAUGUAAUCGCCUUUCUCAUCCAAGGCAGCGGUUCUGGUAUCGCAAGCUCAGAUAACUGGCAAGGAGACAUGGAGAGGCUUGGAGUAAAGGUUCUCAUAGUCGGACUGGCAUUCCAGCUUGCCGCCUUCUCUCUCUUUCUUUGCGUUUUUAGACGUUUCCAUGUCCUUGCCCUUCGUAUGGCUGUUGAGGAUGCUCCUAGGGGUUGGCAGAAACUUGUCUUUGCAGUUUACAUCUCGAGUAUCUUGAUAAUGGUUCGUUGCAUCUUUCGUGUCGUUGAGUUUGCUGGAGGGAGGGAUACAUAUGCCUUCAGCCAUGAGUGGCUCUUCUGGGUUUUCGAAAGCCUGCCGAUGGCUGUUGCUAUAGGUAUAUUUUGUUUCUAUCAUCCAAGUCAUUAUCUCGGAAGAAAUGGCGCCCGGUCCAAGUCUGUUCGGACUGAAGAUACUAUCGAGCUUGCUGAGGGGUCCAAAUAG